AAACAUGAGGCUAAACUGCCCCCUCCCGUGGCAGGGUACCUGCCACUUUUAUAACAGAAGCACUCUGAGUGUGUCCCUAAACCUUCCAAGAAGGAGGAGCUGCCUGCAGGAGAUCCCCCAGCUUCGCUGAACUCCCAGAAGGCAGGCACCUGCCACAUGCCCACCUCCUCAGGGGCCCCUCUCCAGCCCUGCAUGCUUCUCUCCUGUGACAGGCUUGGGCGGAAGCCGAUGCUGAGCUGGUGCUGCCUGCAGACGGCCUUGGCGGGCACCGGUACCACCUUCGCCCCAACGCUCCUCAUCUACUGCAGCCUGCGGUUCGUGACUGCUUUUGGGAUUGCCGGCAUCUUCCUGAGUGCACUAGUACUGAUGGUGGAGUGGACCACGACCAGCAGGAGUGCGGUCACCCUGACCGUGUUGGCAUGCUCCUUCAGCGCAGGCCAGGCAGCCCUGGGUGGCGUGGCCUUCGCCCUGCGGGACUGGCAGACCCUCCAGCUGGCAGUAUCAGUGCCCUUCUUUGCCAUCUUCCUGAUAUCCUGGUGGCUGCCAGAAUCCGCCCGCUGGCUGAUUAUUAAGGGCAAACCAGACCAAGCGCUUCAGGAACUCAGAAAGGUGGCCAGGAUAAAUGGCCACAAGGAAGCCAAGAACCUGACCAUUGAGGUGCUGAUGUCCAGCAUGGAGGAGGAGGUGGCCUCUGCCAAGAAGCCACAGUCAGGGCUGGACUUGUUCCGCGUGCCCGUGCUCCGCAGGAGGAGCUGCCCCGUACUGGUGGUAAGCUUCUCUCUACUGAUCUCCCUCUACGGGCUGAUCUUCGACCUGCAGAGCCUGGGCCGUGACAUCUUCCUCCUCCAGGUCCUCUUUGGGGCUGUGGACAUCCUGGGCCGGGCCACCACUGUCCUCUUGCUCAGUUUCUUUGGCCGUCGCACCAUCCUGGCGGGGUUCCAGGUCAUGGCCGGCCUCUCCAUCCUGGCCAACACGCUGGUGCCGCCAGAUCUGCAGACGCUGCGUGUGGUCUUGGCCGUGCUGGGAAAGGGAUGUUUUGGGAUAAGCCUAACCUGCCUCACCAUCUACAGGGCUGAACUCUUUCCAACCACGGUGCGGAUGACAGCAGAUGGCCUUAUGCAGAUGGUGGGCCGGCUCGGGGGUAUGAUGGGUCCCCUGAUUCUGAUGAGCCGCCAAGCCCUGCCGCUGCUGCCUCCUCUCGUCUACGGCAUUAUCUCCAUUGCUUCCAGCCUGGUUGUGCUGUUCUUCCUCCCGGAGACCCGGGGACUUCCGCUCCCUGACACCAUCCAGGAUCUGGAGAGCCAGAAAUCAACAGCAGCCCAGGGCAACCGGCAAGAGGCCAUCACUGUGGAAAGUACCUGGUUCUAGAAAUUCUGCCUGCACGGAGCCCCUUUAGUCAAAGACUCCUGAGCAAGGACUUGCCUCUUCUCCAAUCAGAAGGUGGAGGCGAAUUGGGCGACCCCAAGGGCCUGGCGUGGCAGAGACCAGGCAGCUGUGGCCGAGUGGACAGCGUGGCCGCCUGCUGUGACUGGAGGCAGCUUCCAUUGCUCACUCCUUUUCUCCCCUCCCUGAUCAGAUUCCCCACCUUACCCCAGCCCUACAGGAGCCUGUGCAGGCGGCCAUGCCCACCCAAUAACAAGACGGUUCCCCGCCCUUUCCCUGCCAGGCUCAUAUCUUUAUACCCUCACUCAGCCAUGCCAGCUGGAGCCUGGGUUCCAAUCUCACCCCGUCAUAUACAGAGCCCUUGUCUGUGAAAUGGGAAUGAUCACAGGAUCCGUCCCCCAAGACAGGUAUCAGGGUGAACUGAUCUUAGCACUGACCAAAUAAAUGGAACCUGCUGAGAGAGCCACCAGA
Sapajus apella (tufted capuchin) is the source of this 1854-nucleotide messenger RNA. It is a transcript of the gene SLC22A11, whose product is annotated as solute carrier family 22 member 11. Gene Ontology annotation, molecular function: transmembrane transporter activity. Gene Ontology annotation, cellular component: membrane. Lineage: Eukaryota; Metazoa; Chordata; Mammalia; Primates; Cebidae. Gene Ontology annotation, biological process: transmembrane transport. The record is from RefSeq and is a predicted model, not a curated record. The transcript has 8 exons. The coding region runs from base 157 to 1368 and encodes 403 amino acids.